AUGAUGCACGGCCCUUGCGGAGUUGCCCGCCCAAAGUCACCCUGUAUGGAGAACGGGAAGUGCACAAAGAGCUACCCAAAACCACUGACAGAGUAUACAAUGAUCGAUAAGUCCGGGUUUGUAGUGUACAGGAGAAGAGAUAAUACAUCUGGACUAAUGGUGGAAAGUGAUGAACAGGUGGGUAAUGAAUAUGUUGUACCCCACAAUCUACAGCUUCUGAGGAAAUACAAAGCUCAUAUAAAUGUCGAGUGGUGCUGCAAAACAAGCGCAAUCAAAUAUCUCUUUAAGUAUAUCACCAAAGGUGUAGAUAGAGCAACCAUCCAGGUUGGGAAAGCGGGGAAAAAGAGAAAAGCAGAUGGGAAAAAGGAAAUUCAGCCUGAGCUAGUGAACGAGGUGGACAACUUCAUGGAAUGUCGUUAUCUUUCAGCCUGUGAGUCAGCCUGGAGACUCUUUUCAUUCCACAUCCAUCAUAAUCAGCCGUCUGUCAUGAAGCUAAAUAUACACCUCCCUGGAAAACAACGACUCAUGUAUGAGGAAACAGCCAAUUUAGCUAACGUUUUACGAAGACCAAAUAUAGAAAGGACUAUGUUCACAGCAUGGUUUGUGGCAAAUGAUACUUACGAAGAGGCCAGAGAGCUAACCUUUGUCGAAUUUCCGAGUAGGUUUACAUACCACAGUGAUGAAGUCAUCUGGACGCCAAGACAAAAGGGGACUGCAAUAGGAAGGAUAACUUAUAUUCCCCCAUCUGCUGGAGAUGUCUAUUACUUGAGGAUUUUGGUAAAUGUCAUACGAGGUCCAAGAUGUUAUGAGGACCUCUAUACCGUUGGUGAUGUUAUGUACGAAGAGAUCCGGGACGUAUGUUACGCUAGAGGGGUACUAGACGAUGAUAAGGAGUGGCAUGAAGCUGUAGAUGAGGCAUCAUAUUGGGCAACUGGAAGACAAAUACGACGAUUGUUCAUGCUUCUCUUGAUCUACUGCGAGGUUGGUAACCCGCUGAAGUUGUGGAACCAUGUCUGGAGACAUUUGGCUGAGGACAUUCUCUACAACAAAAAAAAAGAGUUCAACUUCAAGGAAUUGGUACUUCAGGACGACCAGCUCCAACAAUAUACAUUGAUGGAACUUGAAAAGCUGCUAAAAGAGAGUGAUAAAUCUCUAACAGAUUUCAAAGGAAUGCCUUUGCCAGAAAAAACAGUCCUCGCUGACAUAGCUAACACUGUACUUCGAGAGGAGAUGACUUACGACUUGGAGCAGCAACGAUCUGAGCACGACAACCUAUAUGUUGGCAUGAAUUCAGAGCAGAGAACGAUAUAUGAUGCGGUCUUGGAGUCUGUUGAGAAGAAGACCAGAAAGCUAUUCUUUGUUUACGGUCCUGGUGGGACGGGUAAAACCUACUUAUAUAGGACUCUGAUAUCCAAGCUCCGGUCUGAGAAGAAGAUCGUUAUACCAGUCGCAUUGUCAGGCAUUGCAGCACUCCUUCUUCCAGGAGGAAGGACUGCCCACUCAAGGUUCAAGCUGCCAUUAAAUCUCAAUGAAGUAACAGUGUGUGAGAUCAGCCCUGGAACGAUGCUUGCUGACUUAAUAGCGAAAGCUGAUCUAAUCAUUUGGGAUGAGGCUCCGAUGGCUCACCGGCACACAUUUGAAACAGUUGACCGCACCCUCAGGGAUCUAUUGUCAGUGGAUGAUGUUGCACUAGCAGAUAAACCAUUCGGCGGAAGACAGUUUUACUCGGUGGGGAUUUUAGGCAAAUACUUCCUGUCAUUGCGCAAGGCAGCAGAGAAGACACGGUCUUAG
Messenger RNA from Brassica oleracea var. oleracea, 1791 nucleotides. RefSeq lists its product as uncharacterized. The transcript has a single exon. Gene Ontology annotation, biological process: DNA repair; telomere maintenance. Gene Ontology annotation, molecular function: DNA helicase activity. NCBI's taxonomy places the organism in Eukaryota, Viridiplantae, Streptophyta, Magnoliopsida, Brassicales, Brassicaceae. The record is from RefSeq and is a predicted model, not a curated record. Bases 1 to 1791 code for a protein of 596 amino acids.